UCAUCAUUCCCUUAUUUCAAAGUUCUCAAAUCCUUAAUUACCCCCAAAUUCCAGAUCUAGCUCAUCUCCUCUCCUUCGACUCUCUGAAUCCGCAAUGGCCCGCACGAAGCAGACUGCCCGCAAGUCCACCGGCGGCAAGGCCCCGAGAAAGCAGCUGGCGACGAAGGCCGCCCGCAAGUCCGCUCCGGCAACCGGCGGUGUGAAGAAGCCCCACCGCUUCAGGCCCGGAACGGUCGCUUUGAGGGAGAUCAGGAAGUACCAGAAGAGCACCGAGCUUCUGAUCCGCAAGCUCCCCUUCCAGAGGCUAGUAAGAGAAAUCGCCCAAGAUUUCAAGACCGACCUCCGCUUCCAGAGCAGUGCCGUCUCCGCUCUCCAGGAGGCCGCCGAGGCUUACCUCGUGGGUCUGUUCGAGGACACCAAUCUGUGCGCCAUCCACGCCAAGAGGGUCACAAUCAUGCCCAAGGACAUCCAGCUCGCCCGCCGCAUCAGAGGCGAAAGGGCUUAAGCUUCCUUUCUAUUGCAUCGCUCUGUUUGAUUAGCUUCGGUUUAGCGUUUGUGGUUAUGACUGUGUAUUGAUUACUCGUAGAGAAGUUGUAUUCGCUAUCGAAAUUCAAUGGAAAAUCUCUCAAUUUCCUUCCAGAUCCGUUGCAUCUCCAAUUAAAUUAAAUUAAAUUA
This is a messenger RNA of Linum trigynum, 675 nucleotides long. NCBI's taxonomy places the organism in Eukaryota, Viridiplantae, Streptophyta, Magnoliopsida, Malpighiales, Linaceae. The record is from the annotation of a GenBank genome assembly.